This is a messenger RNA of Nymphaea colorata (pocket water lily), 1630 nucleotides long. Its product is annotated as elongator complex protein 6. The transcript is spliced from 5 exons. The record is from RefSeq and is a predicted model, not a curated record. Lineage: Eukaryota; Viridiplantae; Streptophyta; Magnoliopsida; Nymphaeales; Nymphaeaceae. Bases 372 to 1172 code for a protein of 266 amino acids. Gene Ontology annotation, cellular component: elongator holoenzyme complex. Gene Ontology annotation, biological process: tRNA wobble uridine modification.
CUAUUUCUCUGAGCGAAUUGAGUUUAGAUUUUGAAUGCGUGGCGUUAACUCCAGCCGAAACGGGUGGGUCUGAACGCUACUAACCCACUGGUACGAAGUCCAAGUUCAACUUUGAAGACUGAAGAGUGUGAGUGUCCGUCCCUUGGAUCAAACGUUUGCCUAGAAAUCUCGGUUGGGAAGAAGCAUAGUCAUCGUUCGCCGCUUCGGCGUGCGCUUACCGAGGAGGACUGAUCCAUCGACCUUCUUGGUAACCUUGAAUUGGUUUCAACUUAAUUGCUUAGAUUCGUCCCUCCCUCACAGAAAGGGCGGCUCCCCACAAAAGGUUUCAGUCCCGGAGGGGCGAGCAAGGCGGGCCUUUGGAUUUGGGGUGCAUGAUGAAGUUGCUGGAGGAAGUGUUGGGCCGUGACGGAUUGCGGGGCGGUGGUUCUGCUGGUGGUAGUGGUCGAACGAUCCUCAUCAAAGACUGUGUUGAAACGAGCGGCAGAUUCCUUCUUCAUCACCUGAUCAGGACCAUUCUCAUGCCCAAAUCCCCCUCUCCUCCUUCAGGACCUCUGUUCUUCCUCUCUCUGUCAGAACCCUUCUCUCACUACGAUCGCAUCCUAAGGAAGCUUGGCUGCAACUUGGUGUCACAGAGAGAUUCUAACAAAUUCAUGUUCUUUGACAUGCUUCGACUGGAGUCUGUGGAUAAGGAUGAAGGCAAGGAUGGCAGAUUGAUCGACUUGUAUGGAGUAAUUCACAAUGCCGUGAAGACAAGCAUUUAUUCUCAAUGCAAUCAGGGGCAUUUCACAAUUAUAGUUGAUGACAUAAGUCUCCUCGAGAUUGUUGCCCAUGGAGAUUCAGACUCUGUUUUGGAUUUUCUGCACUACUGUCAAACCUUAACUUCUGAAGAGGGGUGCUUGCUGAUUCUCUUGGGCCACCAAGACAUCUACGCGAAUAUGGAGUACGAUAGAUUCCUGUCACAAGUCGAGCACAAUUCAGAUGUUGUAAUAAACGUCGAGCCACUAGCCCUAGGCUUGGCCACGGAUGUGCAUGGGCAGCUGACAGUUGAAAGAAAAGGGAUUGUUGAUCAACAAGGGCAGGUUGGUCUCAAGCACCAUAACUUCCAUUUCAGAAUUAAGGAAAACUGUGCUGAAUACUUUCGUCCUGGAAGUCAGAUAUCAAUGAACCUGUAAAAUCAGUUAUUGUCCAUAUAGCAGCUCUUUUCUAGAUUGUGAAAGCAAUGGUCUUUGAACUUAUGUGAAGCUGUAACAGCUUGUUUCUUAUAACCGUUAAGUCUGCAAGCAUGAAUUAGCAGGGAGCUGGUUUGCCUCUGUUUCAGCGGUUAGCUGCGGCAAGCACUGGACGUAAACAAGAGUACAAUUUUAAUUUUAACCAAUUUUGGCAGAUAGAAUGUACACUCUAGAUGUAGGUGCCCUUCAAGACACUGGCUGUGACAAGAAAAAUGCUAAAAGUGAAUCAUUUUAAGAAGUAAAUGAUUUAUAUACUCUGCUGAAAAAGUUCUUGUAGACUAUCUUGAUGAACUGUAAGCACAUGGUUUUCUAGUGUAGAAUUUGUUUAUUUAUUUUCUUGUAGUACUUGGCACCCAAAUUGUCCAUUUAUUUCUAGUGUAGAAUUUCAAAAUGUUACCUGA